This is a messenger RNA of Pelodiscus sinensis (Chinese soft-shelled turtle), 4936 nucleotides long. The record is from RefSeq and is a predicted model, not a curated record. Lineage: Eukaryota; Metazoa; Chordata; Testudines; Trionychidae.
GACUAUUAGAUUGUUAGAUUAAAAAAAUUACAUAUGCCUAUGAAAUGUUACAGAUACAAAGACGGAUAAAAAUGGAUGAUUUAAAUUAAAUUUAUUUAAGUACAUUUCUUUUAAAAAAUAAACAUAAUUAAAAUUGAAAGUAUGACCAUCUAUAUUAAGGCCUAAGCAUAACUUAAAUUAUUUUAAUAUAUGCCAAAUUUUAAAAAAAUACAAUCAGUAUGUGUUUGGAAUCCAAGUUUUAAAAGAAGUUAACCACUGAAUUAGUGGAAGUAACUGGGUAAGCAUCUGUAAUCAGACUGUUGGAAUGCUAAACAAGCUUUUGACCAUAGUAGUUUAUGUUGCAGGUGCACAAGAAUAUUUUCUUUUUGGUUUAUUUAGAUCAAUUAAGUUACUUAUUUCCUUCAAAGCUAAGAAACUGGAAGUUGAACAAACAGAAAUGCUUGUUUUCCUCUCCCAGUCUAUGAACAAAAAUGAGGUGUGAGCGGAUGAGCUCUACUUUUUUAAAAAAAAAUUAAAUAGCGUGGUGAUCAGAAACAAUCAGUUCAUUUUCACUAGCUACAGAUAAUAUAUCGUUUGUUUAGUUAAAUCAUGUCAUUCAACUGCAAAACCUGUUUUGAUCAACUUAUUUUAUAUUUAUACAGCAUGCUUAAGGAGAGUUAACUGAAACAAAAAGCUGUUUUUAUGCAUUUUAAUUAAAUUCCAGUUUAUACCAAGAUGCAGGUUGAGGCAAAACAUGAAUUAAAAAAAAAAUCUAGUAAAUGUCAUUCACUAUUUUCCAGCAUAAGAAAAUGAAUUUAUAAAUUAAGCAUCUGAAUAUAUUUUAAGCUAUAUAAUUACUUAAAUAAAUGGGUAUAGAUACAGUGUAGUCUUUUGGUUAGCAAAAAGUAUUAAACUUAAUGUAAAGGCUAUAUUGAGUAGCGAAUCAACGUGAUCUCAUGGUGAUCAAUCAAUGGGAAUCAGCAUUAGGAAAAUAAAAUACAAAUAUAAAUCCAAGAUUAAAAUCCUCAAUUUAAAUAAAGUUCUGUGCUUAUUUUGAAUCAUGAAUAAACUCUGAUAUAAAUCACACUUAUUUAAAUCAGUCAAAUCUGAUCAGUACAUCCAAGUUAACUUGUCGAUUGUUUGUUUAUACCAGAUAAUGUGUAUGGUAAGAGACCUAUCUUUUGGGUUAGGGUUAUGCCUUGAAACUUACACCAAUUUUCAACUGAUGAGAGUGCAGUAGAGUUCAUAUGCCUCCAAAAUGUCUAAGUGUGAAAUAUAGAUGAUAAUGUCGAGGAUGUUAGGUGAUAUUAUAGUCUUUCCAGGUCUGGGACCAAAUUAAAAUAAAUGAAUAUGUCAGGUACCAGCAGGUAUUGGACUCGAUGGGCACUCCUUGCUGUGAUGCCAGUACCUGUAGAUUCCCCUGCAUGGGACAGUAAAAUGGGCAACUUGGACAUGCUGUCCACUCCUGAAAUGUAUGAAGCAGCCAGGGAUCUUGAACUGAUGGCCCAUGCUCUCCUUCCCCGAGGGUAUCACUGGAGCAACAACCAGGACCAUCCUCUGCAAGUCUCCUGGUACCAUCUAGAGACAAGUCAGCUGUGAUGCAUUGUUCCCCUUCAUCCCGGCACCAUGCCUCCCAGGACCAUUUCCCACGGCGCCGAACCUCCAUAGGAUGGCUCCUCCGGGGACCGUUCCCCUGAUCAUCGGUCACUUGCACCAUCUGGGACAGUUCCUCAUGGUCCUCAAGACUAGAAUUAACUUUGGAUUCAGAGCCUGAAUCCUAUGCAUCCAUGGCAAGUUGACAACCAGUCCAGGGAUCACCACAGGGACAAAUGCUGCCAGCUGUCUGCCCAGCAUUUGGCACCACAAUGGCAGACACCUCCACGAUGGCCCUUCUGGAUGUCCUGGGCAUAUCAUCAAGCCCAAGAGCCUAGUUCCAGAUAGGUUUCACUGGUGUCAGGGAGAAAAGGACCACCAUCAGCUUCUAUGGCUAAGGAACCCAAGAGGGGUGCCGAAAAGUAUAUCUAUACUCAGCCCGCACCGUGCUCAGAGUGCAGUCUGUCCUCACGUGACCCCUAGGAUGGCUUCAGACACAGGAACUGUAAUUGGUGCUUGGCACCAGCACCGGUACAUAAUCUAGCACUGCGGUGCAAUCCAGAGAGGCAGUUAACCUGGCCAGUGCCCUGCUUCCCCCAAUGCAGCUUGAGGCUCUCCUUCCCCAAGGGUAUCCCGUCGAACACCAUAAAGACCUUGUGGCAAAUCCCUGCUUCCACUCCACUCACUGCAAAGGGGUAUGACUGACUAUACACAGUAGGCUCAUCCUCAGCUGGGUACUUUGGUGGUCUGUAUGGCAAAGGCUUAGGAGAGGCAGGGGAAGCAAGGUCCACCCCUAAGUCAAAGAAAGUGAAGAAAAUGAACCUCUAUUUGACAGUGGGUGCUUCAGCUAAAAUAUCAAAUCAGCAGGUGGUUCUUAGCCACUAUAAUUUUAAUUCCUGCACAUUCGUUAGGGAAAAUUCGUUAGGGAAUUUUAAGGAACUUCUUCAUGAGCACAGGCCACAUCCAUGGCACUUAUUGUACAUGUUCUAUUCAGGACAUUUGCAGAGCAGAUACUUGGUCUUUGGACCAUACCUUUCUCACUACACCAUUUGUCAACACUCCAGAGAUGAUGCUGUCUUUGGAAGAGCAAUACUUCAGUCUGCAAAUUAGGAAUCCCCGACCUGUUCACCAGAUAACUGCUUGGGAAUCACCUACUUGGAAUUGACAAAAGCAAUCACUUGAAGACAAAACUGUUCUUCGAGAUGUGUUGCUGAUGUCCAUUCCAAGACACUCCCGCUUUCCCUCUGUCAGAGUUUCUCCAGCAAGAAUGAACUGAGCAGGGGGAGGGUUGGGAGUGGACUAUAGACAGCAACAUAAUGGUGCCACUCCAGGAGGCUCCACAGCUGACUGACAGAUACUGCUAAGGGAAAACCUUUCGACAACUGUGCAUGCAGUGUGCACACAUCUAUUCAGAAUGGACAUAAGCACCAUAUCUUGAGGAAGUUAUGAGAGGACAAGGUGUGGAUGAGCCCCUCUCUGCAACUGGUUUCAGACAAGCAGGUGCUGCUGGUAUAUUUCUCAGUAAUGUAAAGUUUACUCAUGUCUUCUCAAGUGAUCUCCUUCGAGCAAAGCAGACUGCAUCCACAAUUAUAGAAAAGAAUAAGUUUUGCAAAGAUAUUGUAAUACAGUAUGAUGCAAGACUUCGGGAGAGGAAAUAUGGGAUUGCUGAAGGAAGGCCAUUGAAUGAUCUCAAGGCAAUGGCAAAAGCUGCUGGAGAGCAAUGUCCUUUGUUUACACCAUCUGGAGGAGAAACACUAGAUGAGGUAAGGGCACGUGCAAAAGAUUUCUUUGAAUUUCUGUGUCAACUUUCUAUUGAAGAGUAUCAGAAAGAACAAGCUGUUCAGGAUAUGGUGGGCAAUGGCUUGGAAACACUAGAAGGAAGACCAGUUUUCCCUUUGAGAAAUCACUGCAGUGGAAUUGAACUUAAUUCUGAUACUGACAGAGCUGGAAAAAUGUUGAAUGCUAAUAUAUUAGUAGUGAGUCAUGGGGCAUACAUGAGAAACUGGUUUGGUUAUUUUGUUUUGGAUCUAAAGUGCACUUUACCAUCAACUUUAAAAAAGUCUCAAUUAUCUUCUGUGAGCCCUAAUACUGGAGUGAGUCACUUCAUUAUAAAUUUUGAAAAUGGAGACAUGAAUAAGCCUGAAAUCAAUUGUACUUGUCUUAAUCAAAAUGAUCAUUUAGCAGAUAUGAAUACUGAAAAAGUGUAACUCAGGCAAUUACAAUGUUAGCAAUAUUAAAUGUAUUAUGUAGCAUUUUUAGUCUUAAGUUAUUUAAGCAUGAUACAUUUUUAUUUAAAAAAAAAACCUUUAAAUAGCAAAUAAAUUUUGACUGUUAUAUUUAGUAAAUUGGUCUUCAUUGGGUUGACUUGAGUUCAGUUAUUGGCACUGUACUACAAGAUUUUGAGGAAUUGUAAUCUGUUUUACAAUAACAUACAAUAUGGAUGACCAUAGUGCUUGAUGAUAAUUCAGUAUUGUAAAAAUUAUACUAAAACAUAUUGCUUAUUAACAGAAACUUAAAGAUAUUACUAUUCAGGAGUCCUGAAUAGUAUGUUGCUGUAGUGUUUUUUUAAAAUAUAUAUCUUUUUACCAUUCUACCAAAAAUGUUAUAGAUACCAUCAGCUGUUUUUCAGAAAAAUGUUACAUUACAAAAGUUUUGGAAAUACUGUAACUAAGGAAGUUAAUUUUUUGCCAGUCUACUGUGCUGUAACUUUAUAUAUGUACGUUUCUUAUAAAUGUGUUCUAUUUUAAUGGUAUUACCUGAUAGAGGGAGCAUUGUCGAUUUGGAAAGAACAUGGAACAGUAUGUGGUUGGAGAAAAUCUGGCUCUGCCACUGACAAGCUCUGAGACCCUGGGCAAGUCUCUUAAUCUCUCCAUGCCUCAGUUUCUCUAUCUGCAAAAAUGGGAAUGAUAAUACUUGCCUCACAGGUUUGUUACGAGGAUUCAGGUUAAUAAAACAUUUUUUAAAUCCUCUGCAAAACAUCCUUGUACAAAUACAGAAUGUUGAUUGUUUAAAACAGUAGAGUGAGGAAUUCUAACUCGUGCAUAGCCAAAAUAAUGGCCCCUAUCCUGAAAAGGAAUUGUUCCACGUGGAUCACUGUAAACCAGCUAGAGUCCCACUGAUUUUAAAUAGGAUUCUCAUGAGUGGUUAUGUUUGCAGGGUUUAGGUUGCUGUAAGCACUCGAUGAGUGUUUAUAGUUGUAAUACUGUGUGGUCUUUCACCUUAGAGAUGUCUGUAGUAUUUGCAUGUAUGAACGCGUAUAUCAUAUAAUGAACCUCUAUAUUAUUUAUGUUGAAAUGAAACUAUUCUUGCAACUUGCAUAUCUUAAAAAUUGUAAAUAAAAUAAUUAAAUUCCUAUUGUCUAGCA